Molecule: messenger RNA, 1827 nt
Organism: Fibroporia radiculosa
Lineage: Eukaryota; Fungi; Basidiomycota; Agaricomycetes; Polyporales; Fibroporiaceae
Exons: 19
Coding region: 1-1827 (608 amino acids)
Biological process (GO): transmembrane transport
Molecular function (GO): transmembrane transporter activity
Source: RefSeq, a predicted model, not a curated record
AUGGAGAAAGCGGAUACUCCGAGCGACCUGCCCCCGAAGUCAGAGACGGAGCUCAAGCAAGACAAGUCUUGGAGAAAUGAGAAGCAGGUUCUCCCCGAGAACAGGCUUGGUAUCGUCUUUUUUGGUUUGAUGGCUUCCGUUUUCCUGUCCGCACUGGACCAGACCAUUGUCUCGACUGCAUUGCCAACUAUCGUCGAGAAGAUAGGUGGAGGUAAAGACUACGGUUGGGUUGGAAGUGCCUAUUUGCUAGCCGCAGCUGCACUGUCCACAAUUUACGGGAAACUAUCGGAUAUUCUAGGUCGAAAGCCAGUCCUUUUUGGCUCCAUCCUUAUUUUUCUGAUUGGCUCAGCACUUUGCGGUGCCGCUCAGAAUAUGACAUGGCUUGUCGUAUGUAGAGCUGUGCAAGGUAUUGGAGGCGGCGGUAUCAUGCAACUUGUUCAAAUCACGAUAUCGGACAUCGUAUCACUGGAAGAUCGAGGAAAAUACGCCGGUCUUCUCGGUGCUACAUGGGGUGUUGCUAGUGUCAUUGGACCACUACUGGGCGGAGUAUUUGCUGAACAUGUCUCGUGGAGAUGGUGUUUCUUCAUUAAUCUCCCCACUGGAGGACUUGCGUUCGCUGUUCUUUACAUGUUCUUGAACCUCAAUCCGCAUCAGGGCAAGACCUUCCGAGAACAUAUUAGUGUCUUCGAUUUCGCGGGUCUCGCCCUCAUUAUGGGUGGCGUUGUUUGUCUCCUGAUUGGCUUCAACUUCAGCGAGACAUCCUGGAGCUCGGCGGCAACUAUUGCACCUCUGGUCAUUGGAUUUGUACUGCUGAUACUCGCUGCUGUGAACGAAUUAUUUACAUCGCGGUCACCGAUUGUACCGCCGCGUCUUUUCAAAGUACGAACGACCGGGUUUAUUCUGAUAUCCGUCUUCCUCCACGCAAUUGGGUUCUUCAGCGGGACAUUCUACUUGCCUGUUUACUAUCAAGUUCUCGGGGCCUCUGCUACCAUGUCUGGCGUCAAGAUGCUACCUUAUUCCCUUGGCUCAGCUAUCAUCUCAGUUUUUUCGGGUCAAGUUGUAGCGCGUACCGGUAGCUGGCGACCGCUCAUGUGGUUUGGUUGGGCCCUAUUCACCCUUGGAUUUGGUCUUAUGACUAUGCUGAGCGAUACCUCUUCGACUGCUAUCAAGGAAGUGUAUCCGUUGAUUGCCGCACUAGGAUUUGGCUGUCUUUUCCAGGUGCCUCUCAUCGGCCUCCAGGCAGCAAUGCCCUUAAAAGACAUGGCAACUAGCACAUCGACAUUCGGUUUCCUCAGAUUACUAGGAGGAUCCAUUGGUGUUACUAUAAGCGACGCCAUUCUCUCUGGAAUACUCGAAACGAAAGUCAAGGAUAUUCCUGACUUGACUAUUAACACUUCCGCGGCCAACUUGAACCAAAUUGUUCCGCAGAUCCAGUAUAUUCCUAAUGUUGCCCAACGCGUUGCCCUCAUGAAAGCAUACUGCCAGGCAAUCAGUACAAUCUGGGUCGUAAUCACACCAAUCGUUGGAUGUGGAUUCAUACUGGUGCUCUUCCUGAAGGCAUACACUCUGAAACGUAAUGUGAUCAGGAGUGGUGCUCAGCCUGGGGCCGACAUUGAAGCUGGCCAGGCUACGCAGGCCGCAACUGAAAAUCUUUCAGACUUACCCGUCAAUCCAUCUGCUGGGGAUGAUCAGGUUGAUGGUGAUGUCGCAGAGAAAUCACGGUCGUCAAUAUCAAAGGAAGAUGCCAGGACGAGUGAUGCCACCUAUGAUGAGAACGGACUGACUUCACAGUUGCCAGCGGGGGUGAAUCACGAACUAAUAGCAUAA